GGAGCGUACGCGGUUAGUAUCUGACCGGUCGCGAGAACGUACACAACGCAGGCGGCGACGCGUUCGCUCGCGCGCCCACCCCCUCUUUCAGUGUUUAGAGUGUGUGUCCUUCGCGAGGUCGUUCUUUUGUUAGCUAGUCGGUGCUCCGAGCACGCAUCCCAGCGGGGAUCGCGUGCCCACGGUGUCCGUGUACUACGACGGCCGCUUAACCGUAAGUGUAACGAAACUUUCUGUAUCGUCCUUAGCACGCGUGGUCCGCGCGCGACAUGACCCGUGCGAAGGUCGCGAGAUCGGGAGUGCGUAACCGGUGUGGCCAUCCGCGAUUUCGAUGAUCCAUUCGUUCGUUUCGGUUCACGUGAAUAGAGAGACGAAGUGCGCACAGGGGACGAAUAUUGAAGUAGAAUCGGAUUGGUAACGUUGAUCGCAGCUGGCUAAGAUCAACGAUUCCCGGGCCGUCACCAGCCCGGAGACGAACGUCGUCAACACCAUGUGGUGGCUGAGGACGCGGUUUAUCUACACCUAUUCCCUAUGGUUCGUCUUCAAGGCCGCAGCGGUCAGCGGUGUUUUCGAUUCCAUGAUGAGAGAGAUGGUCGUCGAGGCCGGGAAGAACGUGACGCUGAAUUGUCCAGGUGUGACGGAGAACUUUCUGAUACUAACGCUGGAAUGGCGGGUGGACGGGCUGCAGCUACUCGAGUACAGCAGCAACACGACGAUCACUCGGGAAGAUCAGAAUAGGGUGUCGUUGUUGAAGAACUACGCGUUGCACUUUCACCCGGUCACCGCGCAGGACAGCGGCGAGUACACAUGCCUGGUGAACAAUCGCAACAUGCCGGAGGCUGUCAUCAAUCUGGUAGUUCACGACGUUCCCGAUCCACCGGACAGGCCACUCAUAUUGAGCUUCACGUCGAGGUCGAUGCACCUGUCCUGGGCGGCCAGCCGUAAUUCUCAUAACAAUCCUGUCCUGCACUACGUCAUCGAAACCCAGAUCGGCGAAAGGGGACCAUGGAACGCGACGGAAGAAAUCGUGACGCCAAACAACGAUACCACCUACACCGUCGAGAAUUUGCAACCGUUCUCCGUUUAUCGCUUCCGCGUUUCCGCGGUGAACGCGAUGGGACGGAGCAAACCCAGCCUGGGGACGUUUCCUGCCGUCACUCUCAGAGAACUACCCACCGGUACGCCUACAAUUACCAGCGCUCACAACAUAUCUGCUACGUCUAUCUACUUGGCGUGGAAGCCACCCAGUCCUGACACCCUCCGUGGCGAGUUCUUGGGCUAUCGAAUUGGAUACAAACCACGUGAGAAACCAAGCAUGGAGGAGAAGGAGAUUUACAUAAGGAAUCCAGCCAUCGACAAUCACACGAUAAGAAAUCUGCAGACGUACACGCAGUAUUUAGUGUCGUUGCAAGUGUUCAAUCCGGAAGGACGUGGUCCAACGACGACUAUCUCUGUAAUGACAGACGAAGGAGUCCCUACGAAACCAUUGAACUUAACGUCUCAUGGCAUCACAUCGACCACCAUCGAAUUGUCAUGGGCCGAGCCGGAGAACAGCAAUGGGAUCCUUUCCGGUUAUCGCAUAUACUAUAUGCAUUCGAACUACACGAACGUCCAAAUGUACAGGAUCGGGGAGUACAAUGGGCCGGCGAUCGAAUUCCUUUUAAAAGAGCUAGACCCGUAUACCGAGUACAAGAUAUGGGUGAAGGCGUACACGUUGAAGAACGAGGGCGAGCCCUCGGAGCACAUCGUUCGCCGCACGGAUAUUUCAGGACCGGACGCGCCGAUCAUCUUGAACGUCACUUGCCCGACCCAAGACUCCAUCUACAUCCAGUGGGCCAGGCCGAGCCUCUUCUGGGGCUCGAUCGACUACUACUUCAUCAAUUACAGGAUCGAGAACGAGGACCGUUACGAGGAGAUCGAAAUGACGACCGAAAAGAAUCUCCUCGAAAGCGCGAUGAUCAUACCGAAUCUGACGAUGAACAGCGUGUAUGAAAUUGUGAUUCGCGGUGGAACAAGGAGCACUAUCGAUAAUCGAGUGAUCGUACGAGGGGAGGGCUCUGAUCCACAAAAGGUGCGCGGUAUCCGCGAUUGCAACAGAGCACCGCCGCUGCUGUCGCACAGCCCCAGGGGAUUCAGCAAUGGAGUGAUCGCUGGGAUGAUCUGCGCCUGCUUGGCUGUAAUGCUCAUGAUCACGUCCUUCGUCUUAUGGAAGCCUUGCCUGAGGCCAAUUUUCAGGAAAUGCUUCCAUACGGCUUACUAUUUCCUGGACUAUCCUCCCCGGAACGUGCCGACGCUCCAGGAAUGGGAGAACACCGAGCAGGACGGCGAACGGACCGCGGUUGCUGUCUCGAAAUUCGUACAGCAUGUCGCGAGCCUGCACGCCGACGGCGACAUUGGUUUCAGCAAGGAGUACGAGUGCAUACAGUCCGAAACAGGAAAAUUCACCGCGGAGAAUUCUCAAUGCGUUGAGAACAAGACGAAGAACCGAUAUUUGAACAUUCUGGCCUAUGAUCACACUCGAGUGCAAUUGCUAUCGUGCGGUGGAGGACCGCCUAAGAAGGGUCACGAUUACGUGAACGCGAAUUAUAUUGACGGUUGGCAGCGUACCCGUGCGUACAUUGGCACCCAGGGUCCGUUGCCACCGACGUUCGAUGGAUUUUGGCGCAUGGUGUGGGAGCAAAAAGUAUCAAUCAUCGUAAUGAUCACCAAUCUCGUGGAACGUGGCCGCAAAAAAUGUGAUAUGUACUGGCCUAAGAAGGGUUCUGAAACGUACGGAUAUAUUCAAGUGACUCUGCUAAGGGAAGACGUAAUGGCAACUUACACCAUUCGCACCCUACAGAUUCGUCAUCUAAAGGUGAAGAAAAAAAAGAACGGAGUUAAUAUGGGUGAAAGAAUCAUAUGGCAAUAUCAUUAUACCGGCUGGCCUGAUCAUGGAGUGCCGGAACAUCCCUUACCGGUUCUCAGCUUCAUCCGGAAAUCUUCCAAUGCCAAUCCUCCGGAUGCGGGACCCAUUGUCGUCCAUUGCAGCGCUGGGGUCGGACGCACGGGAACUUACAUCGUGAUCGACGCCAUGCUGAAGCAGGCCAAGUGCAAGAACGAGGUGAACGUGUUCGGAUUCCUGAAACACAUCCGCACGCAACGAAAUUUCUUGGUCCAGACAGAAGAGCAGUACGUGUUCAUUCACCACGCUUUGCAAGAGGCGAUCGAAAGCGGCGAGACGAACAUCGACGCCAACCAUCUGUUGGACUACGUUCAGCACAUGCUAAGUCCCAAUAACGCCAACACCGAUGGAUGGAACAAUCUUGAAGCUCAAUAUAAACUGGUGACUUCAUGGAAACCGAAGGAGUUCAACCUCGUAUCGGCGAUCAAGCCGUGUAAUCUUCACAAGAAUCGUAAUCAGGAAGUGAUAUCAAUUGAGACUGCUCGCGUUCAUUUAACGCCCAAACCUGGAAUCGAUGGCAGCGACUAUAUCAACGCUACGUGGAUUGCAGGCUUCCAUCGUAAUCGCGAAUUCAUCAUCACCCAACAUCCCAUGGAGAAUACCAUCAUGGAAUUCUGGCAGAUGAUGUGGAACUACAACGCGCAGACUGUAGUCAUGCUAACCGAAUGCGACGAAGAAUAUCCCGAGUUCUGGCCUACCGAAGGGAAAGAUUUAGAAUCAGAGACGUUCCGCGUGCGAUCAUGCGGGAUCAAGGAAACCGCGAAUGGUAUCAUUUUGCGAGAAGUCGCGGUGCGAUCGUUGCAAGACGAUUACGAGCUGAGUGCUAAGAUCGUGCAAGGUCCGCGGUCCCAGCCCGGCUUCUGGCCGCACAAUACCAACCCUCGACCACUCGUUACACUCAUCCACGAUUUGCAUCGUGAUUAUCAAAACGGUCCUAUCGUCGUGAUGGACAGAUACGGCGGCGUGGAGGCUGCUAUCUUCAUUUUGCUCACGACGUUGAGCAAGCAGCUGGAGUUCGAAAAAUGUGCUGAUAUUUAUAUGUACGCGAAACUGUUGUACAUGAAGCGACCAGGAGUCUUCCGGUCAAAGGAAGACUACGCGUUGUUGUAUCAGUGCUUGGAGGUGAUGCUAUCAACGAAAAGCCACGACGAGCCAGAUUUGUAUUCAAUGGCGAACGGCCACGUGGCUGCGAUCACGGAUCAAGCAGAGGUACCCACUUCAUCGAUGCAACACAUGCAGAUGGAUUACUCUCCGAAAUCAACGAUGAUAAGAGAGUACGCGACCGUCGAGGUGAAUUCAAUGUCCGAUUACACGAUGCCCAUUCACGUGGACCAUCCGAUGGAGCCUUGCAGCAGCAGGAGCAGCGACAGUUGCAUGUUCACCCACACGGGUAACGAGCACGAGAAGAACAUUGUGAUGACUCAUAGAAACGUAAGCUACCACAACCACCCAGGAAGCGUGUCGGUGAUCGUCGACGCGAACGGUUACGUAACGAACGGCAGCAUGCGUAUGCGACCAGAGGGUAUGGAGUCGAGCUGCAAGAUGUUGCCUCAAUGAUGCCUGCCGAUCUUCGGUUGCAGUGUACCCUCGAACCGGUCCGAGCCGCUGUAACCGAUCGAGCUCCUCACUGCCCGAAGCCUAAUCCUGAUUUUGCCGCAGCGUAAGGAGUUUCAAAUUGGACACGUCUUCGCACAAACGGAAGCCGACUCGAUCCCAGGAUCAGCUUAAAGAAGAUACGUUUGCAUAUUGUAAAUAAUUGUUAGUUUAUACGUACGCGUACGUUCUUAAGAAUGAGAGAGUAUACAUUGGAAGAAAUGAGGGUCCCGUUUCCGGUGUUGCUGGGUGCCAAAAACCACACUUGCUGACGCACAUCACCCCGCGGACCUUCGUUCACCGUUACUCAUAGCGUAAAUGUACAUCCCCCGUUUUGUAUAUAUUCACACACGUGCACACUUAAUCUCGAUGAAACACACUUCACCCGCGUACACAUUUAAAUGUAACACAAUGAUUUAUGUAAGUUGGAUCUUUCGAUCAUUUUACCAAAGAAUCGUUUUAUAUCGGCGUGUCGUUUUAAGUUCCCACGGUUUCUCGAAUUCGCGCUGUCGUAUGAAAGAUUGGCGAAUGCCUUCUCGUAUCUCUGCCUCUUAUCUUCUCCGAGCGUGCGACGUCACUAUAAGAAUUGAGACAGGAGAACGGGACUGAAAUAAAAUUUAGGAGAGUGCGUCCUAUCUCAAAUUUUAAUUAAAUAUCGUGAUCAGUGUCUAACGUGUAAGACUUUAAUCAAACGAAUCGCGUUGGACUCGAAUUCCGGCGUGGCCGGUCGCGCGUAAUAGAGGACAAGCCGCAGCGACGACAAUCCGAAGCGUUCGAUAAUACAUUUCCAAUCGUAGAACGACUUGUUCAACAUACGCGAUCGAUCAAAAGAAACGAUGUGAUCCAACGAGACUUUGUGAUAUUCAAAACAAAAUUCAUUCGACAAGAUUAUACAAUUUCUCCUAGCUGAGUUCAUUUUCAUUUUUCUAACGAAUCGGAAGACUGUUCUCUCGUCUAGGACUCUUAUACAAUCCGUAUGUAAAGAUCUAGAUCGGUAUAAUUUAUGUGAGGUGACACGAAGACAGCGAGAUACUCGACUGUGAACCGCGACACCUUCGAACCAUCUUCUACAACCCUUUUUCUAACGAUUUUAUAUACGUUGCGAUUGAACGGACGAUCGAUCGUUCCGGUUUCUACCUUUUACUGCCAAUUAACGACGACAUGAACGUUUAACUUAAAAAAAAUAUUGUAAAAAAAAAACGUAAAAAAAAAUAUGUGUGUGCAUGUACGUAAUCGUGUUCAUGUUUAAUAAGAUGUAUGUAAUCCGUGACUGAACUCGUUAUCGGUUUUCAACUCGAUGUGGAUGUAGCCUAAUUAACCACGCUUCUUCCUUCGGGUCGAUCAAGCGACAAACUGCCAAUUUUACUAGAUCCUUAUCACCGUUUUAAGAAGUUCGACGUUGAUACCCCGAAGGAGGACUCUAAAACGAUAAGAUUUAGGUGUAGUUCGAGAGAUAGGAGGCGAAUACUCUGGCGAAGUUGUCACGUUUCAACAAAGGAAUCGAACCCCGAUACUUCUCGCUAACUUUUCAUCGUAGAAAGCAAUGAAGGAUAUACAAGAGUCAAGAAAUAAGAGAAAGGGUGCGAGAGAGGCGCAGAUUAGAAUAAGAUUCAUCCGACAGUGGCGUUCUUGGAUUCUUGCCCCUUCCCACUUUCAUUAGUGUAACUCGAUCACGCGUUCACGUUUUCCAUCGCAAUGGACAAUAUAGCAGAGCGAGCGGUAAUCGUUUGGAGCCUUACGAUGGAAGGCGUAUCAGAGAAACCGAGCCGACGUCCAAUCGAGUGAUCAGCGUCGUAGCAAACCAAAUAUUCCCCGGAUUUUCCACUUUUCGAUAAAAAAUCAAACGCGAAGGGGAAGAAUGGAUCUCGGAGUAGACGCGAACAGCUCGAGUUGGACAGAGACGAUGUCUUCCUGUCGGGGAAUAGGAAGGGAAGACAUUGCGAAAGUAGAUAAUUCCUCUGGACCGAUCGAUCCAGCGAAUCCCUCCUUACCACGCAACAAUAUUGUCUGUUUGUACUAUACGCGAGUAUUUAAAUGUAAUACCCGGUUACGCUGUAAUUAAUAUCAAUUAAAACCGUUGUUGACCCGUGCAAA
Molecule: messenger RNA, 6625 nt
Organism: Ceratina calcarata
Lineage: Eukaryota; Metazoa; Arthropoda; Insecta; Hymenoptera; Apidae
Product: tyrosine-protein phosphatase 99A
Exons: 19
Coding region: 488-4495 (1335 amino acids)
Biological process (GO): protein dephosphorylation
Molecular function (GO): protein tyrosine phosphatase activity; protein binding
Source: RefSeq, a predicted model, not a curated record